GGGAGCGGCGAGGUCUGACGGGCAGGGCUGGGCGGCUCAGGGCGUGCGGGGCGAAGGCUCGGUCUCGGUCGCAACGCGGCACAGGACAGCUCGACGGGGGAGCGGCUGUAGUCGGUAGCGCCUUCCCUCAUCUCCGGUCUGCUCGAGCAGAGGCGGCGGCUCCACCACGAAGGCGAGAUGGAGGCCAAUACUUGCAAACAGGAUGUACUCCAGAAGAAGAAGAAUGCCAUUUUGGUGGAUGGAGUCAUCUUAAAUGGUCCAAUAACUGACUCAAAAGCAGGAGAAAAAUUUGUGGAAGAGGCUUGUAAGAUCAUAAUGGAAGAAAUAAUCCAGAAAGCUGAUGAUGUUACAGAAAAGGUUUGUGAAUGGCGGGCACCUGAAACACUGAAGAAGAUUCUUGAUCUGGAAAUGAGAGACACUGGAGAAUCUCAUCAGAAACUCUUGCAACUCUGCCAAGAUGUGAUACAGUACAGCGUCAAAACCAAUCAUCCAAGAUUUUUCAAUCAGCUGUACGCUGGAAUAGAUUAUUACUCAUUAGUGGCUCGUUUCAUUACUGAAGCAUUGAACCCAAGUGUAUAUACAUACGAAGUAUCCCCUGUAUUUCUGUUAGUGGAAGAAGCAGUCAUCAAGAAAAUGAUUGAGUUCAUAGGCUGGGAAGACGGUGAUGGCAUAUUUAAUCCAGGUGGCUCUGUUUCUAAUAUGUAUGCUAUGAACUUAGCAAGAUACAAAUUUUGUCCAGAGAUAAAAGAAAAAGGGCUCUCAGGUUUGCCAAGACUAGUCCUGUUUGCUUCAGAAGAGUGUCAUUACUCCAUGAAGAAGGCAGCCUCUUUCCUGGGUAUUGGUACAGAGAAUGUUUACUUCGUCAAAACAGAUGAAAGAGGUAAGAUGAUACCUGAGGAACUGGAGAAACAAGUCCAACGGGCCAGGAAAGAGGGGUCAGCACCAUUUCUUGUCUGUGCUACUGCAGGCACAACAGUACUGGGAGCAUUUGAUCCUCUGGAUAAAAUUGCUGAUAUCUGUGAAAAGCAUGACCUUUGGCUUCAUGUUGAUGCUUCUUGGGGUGGCUCAGCUUUGAUAUCGAGGAAGCAUCGCAAACUUCUUCAUGGUAUCCAAAGGGCAGAUUCUGUUGCCUGGAAUCCCCAUAAAAUGCUGUUGGCAGGAAUUCAGUGCUGUGCUCUUCUGGUGAAAGACAACUCUGGUCUCCUGAAGAAGUGUUACUCUGCCAAGGCUGCGUACCUGUUCCAGCAGGACAAGUUCUAUGAUGUCAGCUAUGACACUGGCGACAAGUCCAUUCAGUGCAGCAGACGUCCGGAUGCAUUCAAAUUCUGGCUCAUGUGGAAAGCAUUGGGAACCACAGGCCUCGAGGAGAGAGUGAACAGAGCACUGGCUUUGGCUAGAUAUCUUGUAGAAGAAAUUAAGAAAAGAGAAGGAUUUCAGCUUCUUUUGGAGCCGGAGUACGCAAAUGUUUGUUUUUGGUACGUUCCACCAAGCUUAAGAAAAAUGGAGGAUGGACCUGAAUUUUGGCAGAAGCUACACCAGGUUGCUCCCGUAGUUAAAGAAAGGAUGAUGAAGAAGGGCAGCAUGAUGCUUGGGUACCAGCCUAACCAAGGCAAAGUCAACUUCUUCCGCCAGGUGGUGAUCAGCCCGCAAGUGAGUCGAGAGGACAUGGACUUUCUGCUGGAUGAGAUAGAACUGCUUGCCAAGGACUUGUAGCUGUAGCUCUACAGCACCAGGCACUGCUUGUGUGUGAUAAUUAUGGUGACAGAAUGGCGGCAGUGUUCUGGUGCUAUUUUGUGAACGGUAGUAAAAAGCUUGACGUAUAGUUUGGAAACUAUCAUUUAACAUUGUGACGUUCAGAGUUUUGCAGGUAGAAUACCCCUCCACAGGAAAGUAUUUGCUGAUGGGGGCUGGGACAGAGCAAUGCCUGCAGCACCACCGCCAUUCUGGGAAGUGUUUCCUGGAACAGGGAGCACUUCUGAAAAUGGUGUCUGUAUCCCAGAAGUUUGCUGUUCAUGGGGUGCCUGCGUAGCUCAGACUGAUUGCUUAUAUAGGCAGGCAAUACUCCUCUGAAGUUACUGUUAGUAGCAAAUAUAGCUCAGUGAGCUUUAAAACGCUCAUUAGUACUCUGUCUACUCUGUCAAUAUUUUAGUUUGGUAUGAGCUUAAGAGUAGAGACCUGGCUGAUAUUUACACUGACAAGACUGGAAAUUGUGAACUUAAAUGAAGAGCUCCUCAAGGCCUCUAAUUAGGUGAGUUGCCCAGAUUUUCCACUGUGAUCACCAUGAGGCAGUAGAACGAGGGCCUGGUGAGGCUGUGCUGUCACCGUCCUUAAAGUCUGAAGGACCUGGCUGGACAAAGCCCCCAGGAGUCAACAGUGACCUUGAUUCUACCUUGAGACAGUAGAACUAGAUGACCUUUUAAGGUCCCUUCCAAACUGAAUGAUUUGUGAUUCUGUGAAAUCAAAUGUUUGGGUCUGGUCAUUGUUUGCCAACAUUGCCUACACUGCAAUAGCAGAGCUGAGAAUAUUGGAAGUGUCUGAGAAAUUCUUACCUCUUUGGUAACAGGAGUCAUCUAUAAUUUCCAAACUAUAUUUAAAGCGUAAAUAUUUAUUUAAUGGAUUAAGAUGCACUUUAAAAUUAUAACAGAUGAAAAAAGUAUAUUUACGUGAAAGAGAUGUAUUUUUAAAUGUGGUGACUAUAUGUUAAAAGGAUAGAAAAGUGUCAGUUUUCACUGUCAAUCUAUAUUUGCCUACAGAUUUGAGAUGACUUGAUUUCUCAUUAUCAGUGCAUAAUUUAUACUUUGGCACUGAAAUCAACAUGGAGGUGAUCAGUGAAAGCCGAUCUGUCCUUAUGAUGGGAGCCAUCCAAGUAUUUUUUGUUAAUCUUACGUUGCAAAGUUAAGUUCUAAACUUUGUAUUUGUGUUGAGAAUUAUAGUAUCCUUUUGAUUUGUUGUCAUUCUAGCUUUAAAAGGGGCAGUUUUCUAAAGCUAGAAAUGUGUUUCUUGGGAUGAAGAAGCAGAAGGUUAAUGAGAAUAACAUCGUCUGAUCAACACAUGCUUACUUUAUCAUUUUGAUGUUUGUUCUUUAUUCUGUAUUUGAGGUAGCACUGACCAAUGCAAAGCUUUCUGCUGUGAUGUAUUGCUGAAAGUUGUCUUUAAACACAAUGCUUUUAUAUUUUCAUUUCCUACAUUGUACUAGGAUCCAUCAUCGCGUGACAUUCCUACUUCUCACCUCCAGGAUGAUGGUACAGAAAGUUUAGCAGGGUCAUGAUAACCUAGGAGGUCACACUGCCAGAGCAGUAGAUAGGAGGAAGAGUCAAAACUGCAGAACUUGACAGAUGUCUUUCACAGUGUCCUGGAAGUGAUUAUUCUGUUGCUAUUAUAGUGAGUCACUGGAUGUUAAGCUGAACUCCACAUUGAUAUUAACAUGAAAAUAAAUGGCACAACGUGGCCCCUUGAUUCUGCACUGUAAUAAUUGCAGAAUGCUUUAUCAUUUACUGCCUAGUGCUUCUGGGUAUAAUACCUGUUGUUAUGGUUUUGUAAUAUACAUAACUAAAUUCAGGGCCCACAAAACUUAUUUUGCUUCCCAGCCACUCUGGGUGGAAUGCAGAGCAUGGUAAGGGAUGCCAGAUGGAUGCGAUGACUUCUCUGUUGCUUCCUAAGGUGGAUAGGACUGUUAACCCUUCACUUUUUCUUUUGUGUCCUUGAAGGGAAAGACAGGAUAUGGUGUCAGGAUUCUUUUAUUGUUAUCCAGAGUCUUAGUGAGUACUUAAUUUUUGACUCAGAGGAAGCGUGUCACUUGCCAUCAGCUAAAAGUUUGACCUGGUGUUUUGUGACACCACUGCUAUCAAAGAAGUGUUGUAUCUUUCCGUGUUAGCACAUUUUUCUUUUUCCAGAUUCUGUGGUACUUCUGGCACGUGUUGGGCUGCAGUAGCAGUUUAUCCUGUGUCAGCAUUGGCUAUAGUUCUUUUUGUAAAUGAGGGGAAAAUUGAACUUUCUCAGUGUUUGCAGAAAGCGUGUCUCAGAUCAACAUGUGCACCAGUGUCUUCAAAGGUAUGGUUUAACCUUCCAGUGUGAUGCAUGUGCCUUAUCUGAUGUCUGUAUAUCUUCUCAUGUUUCUGACCCUUUAUCAUGUCCAUUGCGCUCAGUAUAGUGGUCUCAUUUCAGGACUAACACAAUUUUUUUCAUAGUUGCUUAUUUAGGAUUGGUAUGUAUGAAAUGGCUAUUUUGUAGCUGAUGAUUUUAAUAAAAAGUGAAGUAAAUUACA
This is a messenger RNA of Coturnix japonica (Japanese quail), 4264 nucleotides long. RefSeq names its product GAD like acidic amino acid decarboxylase 1 (gene GADL1). The record is from RefSeq and is a predicted model, not a curated record. Gene Ontology annotation, biological process: carboxylic acid metabolic process. Gene Ontology annotation, molecular function: pyridoxal phosphate binding; carboxy-lyase activity. Gene Ontology annotation, cellular component: cytoplasm. NCBI's taxonomy places the organism in Eukaryota, Metazoa, Chordata, Aves, Galliformes, Phasianidae.